This is a messenger RNA of Saccostrea cuccullata (small rock oyster), 2303 nucleotides long. Its product is annotated as glutarate-semialdehyde dehydrogenase-like. The record is from RefSeq and is a predicted model, not a curated record. The transcript is spliced from 12 exons. Gene Ontology annotation, molecular function: succinate-semialdehyde dehydrogenase (NAD+) activity. Bases 54 to 1616 code for a protein of 520 amino acids. NCBI's taxonomy places the organism in Eukaryota, Metazoa, Mollusca, Bivalvia, Ostreida, Ostreidae. Gene Ontology annotation, biological process: GABA catabolic process. Gene Ontology annotation, cellular component: mitochondrion.
AAACUCGACAGGGACUGUAAUUUAGUACGUUCUGGAGUGUUAAAAGAUAGAAAAUGCCGAUCCUGGCAAUACUAAGAGUUUUCUCCUCAACAUCAAGGCAUCGAGUAUUUUCAUCCUUUCAAAAACCUAUGGACAAUUUAGCCCCACCUAAACCAGGAGCGAGACCUGCCAGUUCCUUUGUAUGUGAUAAAGCCUUCAUCAAUGGAGAAUGGGCAGCAGCCAGUAGUGGCAAAACAUUUGAAGUUGUGAACCCUGCUAAUGGUAAAGUUAUCGGCUCCGUGCCAGAUAUGGAUGCCACAGACACCGACAGAGCCAUCAAAGUGGCUUACAAAGCAUUCCAGAGCUGGAAGGAAACUACCGCAAAAGAGAGGAGCAUUUUGCUGAGAAAAUGGGCAAAUUUGGUCAGUGAGAACAUUGAUGAAUUAGCUAAGCUUCUCACCUCAGAGAUGGGAAAACCUCUUGCUGAGGCCAAAGGGGAGAUAACUUAUGGAGGUGGAUUUUUGGAAUUAUUUGCCGAAGAGUGUAAGCGUGUGGAAGGGAAUAUAAUUCAGACUCACAUCAAAUCACGGCGACUUCUUGUCCUGAAGCAGCCAAUCGGAGUUUCUGGAAUGAUUACACCAUGGAAUUUCCCCAAUGCCAUGAUCACUAGAAAGGCAGGUGCAGCCAUAGCAGCAGGUUGUACCGUGGUACUGAAACCAGCAGAGGACACACCAUACUCAGCACUGGCCCUCUGUGAUUUGGCCAAGGAGGCUGGAAUUCCAGCAGGUGUGCUCAAUGUUGUUACCAGUUCCCGUAACAAUGCUGCCCAGGUUGGAAAAACCAUAUGUGAGAGCCCUCUAGUGACCAAAAUGUCAUUUACUGGAUCAACUUUUGUGGGCAAGCUACUACUCCAGCAGUGUGCCUCCACAGUAAAGAAGGUCUCCCUGGAGUUGGGGGGUAAUGCACCAUUUAUCGUGUUUGAGAGUGCAGAUGUGGACGCAGCAGUUCAAGGAGCCAUAGGAGCAAAAUUCAGGUGUUCUGGACAGACUUGUGUCUGUGCCAACAGAAUUUUCGUCCAUGAGAGUAUUUAUGAUGAAUUUGUUAAGAAGAUGGCAGCCGUAGUAGAGAAGGACUUAAAGGUGGGAGAUGGGAUCGAUCCUGCUACAACCCAGGGUCCUCUUAUCAACAAGAAGGCUGUCGAAAAGAUCGAGGCUCAUGUUCAGGAUGCUGUCAGUAAAGGGGCAAAGGUCGUAUGUGGCGGGAAAAGCAAGGGAGGUAACUUUUUCGAGCCAACCAUUCUAACAGGAGUCACCAAUGAUAUGAGAUGUGCUAAAGAGGAAAUAUUUGGACCGAUCGCUGGCAUCAUCAGGUUUAAAACUGAAGAGGAAGUAGUUGGUCUAGCAAAUGCUACAACAUCUGGGCUAGCAGGUUACUUCUACUCCCGAGACCUUAGCCAGAUAUGGAGAGUUGCCGAGCGUCUGGAGUCGGGCAUUGUGGGGGUCAAUGAGGGGGUCCUUUCUGUCCCUGACGCACCGUUUGGGGGGUGGAAGGAGUCGGGCCUAGGAAGAGAGGGGGGACGUUAUGGUAUUGAGGAGUAUCUGGAGAUAAAAUACGUUUGUAUGGGGGGUCUACAGUAAAUAUCUAGCAGGAAAAGUUUAUAUUAGUCUGGGCUGUAAAAAAUGUACAUUUGAGAGGAGGAGUUAUUUUUAGGGAUAUGUUUUGCAACAGAAAUGUGAUUGUUAUUAAAUGAUCUGUCAUCAUAUUUAAUGAUUUUAUUUUCAUUUCUUCCAAUGGAAUGAAAUAUAUUUGUUAUUUGACUGUGUCAAAAGCUUUUUUCUUUCCCAUCUUUUAAAAAAAAUAAUUAUAUAAAAAAUGAAUGGAGAUAAUGAUUUCCUGUUUUGGAAAAAGAGGGGUCUAGUGGUACUGCUGCAGUCCAUAAAAGUGAUUUAUUUAGUCAUAGAAAAUACUUUGUUGUUACUUUAUUAUAUUGUUCUUUGAGAUGCAUUAUAUCUGCUUUUUAUUAUCAAUUCAAGAAUUAUCCGAAAAUAUACAAAUACAACGUUUAAACAUUAUUAUUAACCAAUUUUUUUCAGGAACCCCAAAGAGUAUAUUAAUUUCACUUGAAUAUUUACUGAUUUUAACAAAAUGAGUAUGAUUGUUAAAUAAAUCUUUGAUCAAUAUGAUCAGGGACCUAUAUAAUGUUUAAUGUUACAUGUAUGUAGCUGGAUUGUUAUUAUCUUUUUUAUCAUGUUACAUGUGUUAAACAUAAAAAGAAAUUUUAUGCCAUACAAUUAUGGAUUUAAGGAAUAAAAUUACAAAACAGU